UAAUAUACCAACAAACCCUGGACGAUCCAGUCCCCCAGCCAAUCGAAAAAUCUCCCCGUCAGAUUCCCGGGUGAGAUUAUCAGCGCCAGACCAUCUCUCAGAUCAGAUCCCUUGAGAGUCUUCUCUCUUUUUGUGUUCUGAAACUGUCGAUUUCAAUUCAAUUCAAUUCCUCGAUCUCGACGACAAUGGCUCCUCCAGCUCAAUCUCAUCGCUCUCCUUCACCUUCUCAACCCUCCGGAAAAGGGGAGGUUUCGGAUCUCAAAAUGCAGCUCCGGCAGCUCGCGGGCAGCCGGGCUCCCGGGACUGAUGACUCCAAGAGAGAGCUUUUCAAGAAGGUGAUCUCUUACAUGACCAUCGGGAUCGACGUUUCGUCGCUUUUUAGUGAGAUGGUCAUGUGUUCGGCUACUUCGGACAUUGUUCUUAAGAAAAUGUGUUAUUUGUAUGUGGGAAAUUAUGCAAAGUGCAAUCCCGAUCUUUCGCUGCUUACCAUUAAUUUUCUUCAGAGGGAUUGUAAGGAUGAGGAUCCGAUGAUCCGGGGCCUGGCUUUGAGGAGUUUGUGUUCGUUGCGAGUGGCCAAUUUGGUGGAGUAUUUGGUUGGGCCGUUGGGAUUGGGGUUGAAAGAUGGGAAUAGUUAUGUGAGGACUGUGGCGGCCAUUGGGGUUUUGAAGUUGUAUCAUAUAUCAGCUGCGACUUGCAUUGAUGCGGAUUUUCCGGCAAUGCUUAAGCACUUGAUGCUUAAUGAUCCCGAUACUCAGGUAGUUGCAAACAGUUUAUCUGCUCUACAAGAAAUCUGGAGUUUGGAAGCAAGUCAGUCUGAGGAAGCAUCAAGGGAGAGAGAAGCAUUACUUAGCAAGCCAAUGGUAUAUUACUUUCUGAACAGAAUCAAGGAGUUCACCGAAUGGGCCCAAUGUCUCGUCCUUGAAUUGGUUUCCAAAUAUGUACCUGCAGAUACCAAUGAGAUAUUUGACAUGAUGAAUCUUCUCGAAGACAGACUUCAACAUGCAAAUGGUGCAGUUGUCUUAGCAACCAUUAAGUUGUUUCUGCAGUUGACGUUGUCCAUGACUGAUGUUCAUCAACAGGUUUAUGAGCGUAUCAAAGCACCUUUGCUUACCUUAGUGAGCUCAGGGAGUCCAGAGCAAUCUUAUGCAGUACUGGGCCACUUGCAUCUUCUCGUGAUGCGUGCACCUAUGUUAUUUUCUUCAGACUACAAACACUUCUAUUGCCAAUACAAUGAUCCAUUUUAUGUUAAGAAAUUGAAGCUUGACAUGUUGACUGCGGUGGCCAAUGAGAGCAAUACUUAUGAAAUUGUGACAGAAUUAUGUGAAUAUGCUGCAAAUGUUGAUAUUCCCAUUGCAAGAGAGUCAAUUCGAGCUGUUGGGAAAAUAGCUCUGCAGCAGUAUGAUGUGAAUGCUAUUGUAGACAGACUGCUUCAGUUUCUGGAGAUGGAAAAGGACUAUGUGACAGCUGAAACUCUGGUGCUUGUAAAAGAUCUUCUCAGGAAAUAUCCUCAAUGGAGCCACGAUUGUAUUGCAGUUGUUGGGAAUAUCAGCAGCAAAAAUGUUCAAGAACCAAAAGCUAAGGCAGCUCUUAUUUGGAUGUUGGGAGAGUAUUGUCAAGACAUGCAGGAUGCUCCUUAUGUCUUGGAAAGUCUAAUUGACAGCUGGGAUGAUGAGCAUUCUGCUGAGGUUCGUUUGCAUCUUCUUACAGCCGUAAUGAAGUGUUUCUUGAGAAGGCCACCUGAGACUCAGAAAGCCUUGGGAGUUGCUUUGGCUGCUGGUCUUGCUGAUUUUCAUCAGGAUGUUCAUGAUAGAGCCUUAUUCUACUACAGACUUUUGCAAUAUAAUGUUUCUGUAGCAGAAAAUGUGGUGAAUCCUCCGAAGCAAGCCGUUUCUGUCUUUGCAGAUACUCAGAGUAGUGAAAUCAAAGAUCGGAUAUUUGAUGAAUUCAACAGUCUAUCCGUUAUAUACCAGAAGCCUUCCUACAUGUUUACUGAUAAGGAGCACCGAGGCCCAUUUGCUUUUUCAGAAGAACUAGGAAAUCUAUCCAUUGGAGUUGAAUCUGUCAGUAAUGUAGUGUCUGCCCAGAUGGUCGAGGCAAAUGACAACGAUCUCCUUCUAAGUACUUCAGAGAAGGAAGAAAGUAGAGUUCCCAGUAGCAAUGGUUCUGCAUAUAGUGCUCCUUCAUAUGAUGCCUCUACAAAUCAACCAUUACCAGCACAUUCUGAGCAAGCCAGCUUGGCCAUUGAUGAUCUCCUCGGUCUAGGAUUGGCAAUUGCACCUAAUCCUGCUCCUUCACCACCACCUUUGAAGCUUAAUGCAAGAUCUGUUCUAGAUCCAAGCACUUUUCAGCAGAAAUGGCGCCAACUACCAAUAUCAGUAUCACAGGAAUACAAUAUAAAUCCACAAGGAGUGGCAGCAUUGACAACCCCUCAAGCCCUCCUCCAGCACAUGCAAGGACAGUCCAUCCACUGCAUUGCCUCAGGUGGUCAAGCCCCAAAUUUCAAAUUCUUCUUCUUUGCACAAAAAGCAGAGGACUCGUCUACCUUUCUUGUAGAGUGCGUAAUCAACUCGUCAUCAUGUAAAGCUCAACUAAAGAUCAAAGCUGAUGAUCAGACUACGUCUCCGGCCUUCUCAGCUUUGUUCCAAUCAGCUUUGUCCACAUUUGGUAUGCCCUAGUCUUUCGUCCGUGUCUUCAUCACUACACAGAUAAGUUUUGAUUUAAUUCCCGUUAUCUAAUGAAAAAAUGAGAGUUUUUUCUACAGCAUUAGAUUAGUGUACAUUAUGAGAGAAGAUCAAGGAUUGUCGUUCUUGGCCUGUGGUUGGUUGAUAUCCGACCCUAACUAAAGUUACAGCUUGUUUGAUUGCAGAAAACCAUAGUUAUUUUUUUUCCAGUUAGGUUCUGCACCAUGAAAUUGUGUGAAAGUGAUAUAGUUAAUAUUUUUUCAGUUAGGCACCUUGAACUUGUGUGAAAGUGAUAUGUGAUUAGAAUUCCCAACUGGGUUGUAACCAACUCUGUUUUUCUUAGAGAACUUUAGGGUGGUGUUUGGAUUUUGGAUUUGUGGAGAGUAAAGAAAAAGAAAAGGGAAAAGUGAAUCAAAUAUUUGUUUUCUUUCAUAAAUUCCUUUUCUUUUAUUUAUCCCUCUACAAAUUCCUUCGCAAAUCUAAGAUGCUAAAACAACAAAGUGAUCUAAUGUGAAGGAUAUUUUUAUUUUGUUGACAAAUAGAAGUUAUUAUUUCAGUAA
Camellia sinensis is the source of this 3241-nucleotide messenger RNA. NCBI's taxonomy places the organism in Eukaryota, Viridiplantae, Streptophyta, Magnoliopsida, Ericales, Theaceae. The record is from RefSeq and is a predicted model, not a curated record.